Molecule: messenger RNA, 288 nt
Organism: Clonostachys byssicola
Lineage: Eukaryota; Fungi; Ascomycota; Sordariomycetes; Hypocreales; Bionectriaceae
Source: the annotation of a GenBank genome assembly
AUGCUAAAUGAAGGCUCUGAUCCUGACCCAAUAAAUAUUUACUGCUCAACUCCAUUAUCAAUAGCCGCACAACAUAAUCAAGCACAUUUGAUAAAGCAGUUCUUGGAUACAGGAAGGGUAAACGUUGCUUCUCAGGAUUUUUUUGGGCGGACGCCACUGUGGUACGCUCGACGAUAUGGAUAUGCUGAAGUCGAACAACUUCUACUUGAACAUAUCAAGGAGAGGGAUUAUCAUGAUAUUCAGCUGUCAAAAGAUAUGCAGGCUGGAGACUCAAUGAAUCACAUAUAA